This is a messenger RNA of Carassius carassius (crucian carp), 568 nucleotides long. RefSeq names its product CD209 antigen-like protein C. The record is from RefSeq and is a predicted model, not a curated record. The transcript has 3 exons. Gene Ontology annotation, cellular component: external side of plasma membrane. Lineage: Eukaryota; Metazoa; Chordata; Actinopteri; Cypriniformes; Cyprinidae. Gene Ontology annotation, molecular function: fucose binding; D-mannose binding. Gene Ontology annotation, biological process: biological process involved in interspecies interaction between organisms. The coding region runs from base 23 to 340 and encodes 105 amino acids.
UUUGUUCUUGUCCAGUGAAGCAAUGAACUGGUCUGACAGCAGGAAGUACUGCAGGGAUCGUGGCGCUGAUCUGGUCACUAUCAAAAAUAUUGACAAGCAGAAGUUCAUUUCUUCAUUCGUCAAGGAGAUUGUGUGGAUCGGUUUGUCUGACAUAGAAAACGAGGGGAAAAUGAAAUGGGUGGAUGAGUCAUCACCGAAACAAGAGUUUUGGGCUGGGGGCGAGCCAAGUAAUACUGGUGGAAAUGAGGACUGUGUUGAACUGAUACCUUCCUAUGAUAUCCUGAAAAACUGGAACAAUAUCUCAUGCUCAGUUAAGAAAAGAGGGAUUUGUGAGAAGUAGCAUUGCUUCCUUCAUCUUCCUGAUGUUUAAUAAUGCUUGAGCUAUUUUUAGUUGUUUUUAUAUAAUCUUUUAAACUAUUUUAAUACAAUUGUAAUUCAUUUUUAUGGUUUCACUGUGUUUGUUUCUUACUGCAGUAAUAAAUCUCACGGCUUUCAGUUACACAUGGACUGCAUUAUGGGUAAUCUCAGACAAUAAAACUUCUUAUGUUCUUCAUCACAAGCAGCUGUA